CUUUUAGAAAAUCGUACUGAAAUUAUUUCAAAUAGUAACAUGUUUGGUUUACUUCAAAAUGAAGAGUUUUUUUCAAAGUGUCAUCAAAUAGCAUCUAUCCUUAAACUAGUAAAAGAAUUAACAAAUAUUAUUGAAGUCUGCAAUGCAAAUUUAGCAGAAUGCUUUAUUAGUUUAAUAAGACUUGCAACUAAUAUUAAUAGAAUAGAAUUAGGAAAUCAGUAG
Molecule: messenger RNA, 222 nt
Organism: Cetraspora pellucida
Lineage: Eukaryota; Fungi; Glomeromycota; Glomeromycetes; Diversisporales; Gigasporaceae
Source: the annotation of a GenBank genome assembly